Molecule: messenger RNA, 2832 nt
Organism: Sipha flava (yellow sugarcane aphid)
Lineage: Eukaryota; Metazoa; Arthropoda; Insecta; Hemiptera; Aphididae
Product: ATP-dependent rRNA helicase RRP3-like
Exons: 10
Coding region: 408-2777 (789 amino acids)
Biological process (GO): cytoplasmic translational initiation
Cellular component (GO): cytoplasmic stress granule
Molecular function (GO): ATP binding; RNA helicase activity; translation initiation factor activity
Source: RefSeq, a predicted model, not a curated record
UCAUGACAGAAACUAAUAAAAAUAUUAUUGUCUGUACUCUAUAUUGUUAUAGUAAUUACUUCGAGCGUAAACAAAACAACCGGUUGCUCAGUCAGAGUAUGAAUCAUCCUCGCCGUUUGCGUUGACCCUGAACCGGACGAAUUUCUUGUUUUCGUGAUCCGUCUGCUGACGAACAAACAUUUCAAUUUAUUUUGGAUUUCCAAUCUGGCUAUGCACUGAACAUAAUAUAAUAUAUUAGAUACAGUACUGACGGUUUUCUACAUUACAUUUUUAAAGAUCUACGUUAAUUGUAAGGACGGAAUCUGGCAAAUCUAUAAGAAGUGCAAGUGUACAAGUACUGACCACCUAGAACUUGCAAUUUUGGCAUUUGGAUUUUAAAGUACUGUAUUGAAAGUUUGACUACAUUUAUGAUGGAGUCCGAAUUCAAUAAUCAGAAUGACUUAUUACAUCAACUAAAAAUGUUACGUGCUGAAAAAGAAUUAUUGGAAAAACAUGUUUUUGUCCUUAAUGAAUGUUUGUCCAUAGAUGAAUUAAGAGCCAAAAUAUCUGAUCUUGAAAAAAAGAAAGAAAUGAUUAGUUCAUUAGAAAAAUUGAUUGCAAAAUUACGUGCUGAAAUUGAACCGCUUAAAUAUUUAAAAUCUAUUUUGGAAAAUAAAUUAGAAUUUGAGGAUCAAAAGAAUAACUUUAGGUCACAAUCUUGUAUUGAUUUGAAACCAAAUGUUUUUAAAUUUGAUACAAACAUUUCUAAAACUUCAUUAUCUCAAAUGACUCAUAACAUUCCUACUGAGUCUAUCAAAAAAGAAUCAGUUUCAUCACAGAAGCUGUAUGAUGUACUGUCAGAUACAAAUAAAAUACUUUCUAAUACUGCUUCAGUUGUGACUAAUAACAGUAUUGAUGAAUGUAUGCAAUUUUUGGAACAGUAUGAUGUGGUAACUGAUCAAGAGAUACUUAACUUUUCAGAAGAGAAACACUCAAAAACUCAAAACAUUGACAAAGAAUCUACUUUGGCUAACUUGAAUAUUGAACCAAAGGCUUCUACAAGCACAAAUAUUGAAGCUGAAGGCAUAAAUAUAGAGUUAAACAAUUAUGACAGUUUAUCUGUAAAGGAAAAUGUUGAAUCAUGUGUGAAAAAUGUAGUUACAAACUCUGACAACAAUAGUACUCAACUUCAUGAGGCUAGUUCAUCAAAUUUCAUAAAAAAUUCACAGAGUGUAUACUCUGAUCCUAAACAGACUAUUAAUGAUUUGUUAUUGAAAAUACCACAAUUAUUAUUACAACAAGGGCUCUCCUCUGUUACAGUAGAAGAUAAAUUGAAUGAGUCUUUAAAAUAUGUAAAUGAAUCAUUGAAGGGAAAUACUGAAAAUAAUAAAAUCUCAGAUAAAGUAGAUUAUUUCAAUGUAUUAAAAAAAGAAGUGGGUUCAAUUUUAGCUGGCUAUGAACAAUUAUUGUUAAAUAAUGCACCUGAGAUCAUUGAAACAAACAAAAAUGAAUCUAUAAAACCAAGUACAUCAACUCAAUCUGGUUGUGAGAAAUUGUUGAAUAGUGAAAAUAGGUUUAAUGAUGAAGAGAUAACAAACAAAAAUGAACCCAUAGAAUCAACAGAGUUUAGUCAACAUAGCGAAUCAAAGUCACUAUUUACUAAUAGUUUUUCAGAAAAAAAUAUCAAUAGCUUUAAUGAGAUGAAUUUAAAAAUUGAUAUUCUACGUGGUAUUUACUCACUUGGUUUUGUGAAUCCUACUGGUUUACAAAAACGUGUUAUUGUACACUGUUUGAAUGGGCGUGACAUUAUUGUUUUAUCUGGACCGGGAAAUGGCAGAACAAUGAUGUUUACUAUACCAAUAUUACAACGAAUUAAUACCAAUUUAAAUGAAUGUCAAGUUUUAAUAAUAGUACCAACUCGGGACCUUGCUGUACACAUUCAAAAAAUCAUAUUGAGUGUUGGGGAUUUUAUGGGUGUUAAUGUAUGUAUUGGUGGUGAUAAUGUUCCAAGGAAACUAACUGUUAUCCCGCAUGUAAUAGUUGGUACACCAGCUGGAAUAUUUAAUAUGAUUGCAUGCAAAUCACUACGUACUGGAUGUAUACACACCGUUGUUAUGAAUCAAGUUGAAAAGAUGUUGUCCAAUAGCUCCAUAAAGCUAAUUGAAAAAAUUGUGGAGAAUCUACCAAUUAAUAAACAAAUUACUUUGUUGACAUCAGACAGACUUGACCAUGUAUUAGACACAUUCAUGGACACCUUGCGGGACCCAUUGGUUAUUAUUAAUGAAGAAAAAGAAAAAGAUACAAAGAUUCUUAAAAAUCUUCCCAAACAAUUUUAUUUGAACAUUCAAGAGAAUUGGAAAAUGAAUGCUCUUUGUGAAAUUGUUGAAAGUUUAAAGUUACAGAAAACAAUUAUUUUUUGUAACUCUGUAGAUAGAGCGGAGAAGCUAUGUGAAUCAUUACAAAAAUUAGAUUAUGCCGUAUCACUUUUUCAUUUGGAAAUCAGUGCAACUGAACGUGAAAAAAAACUUAAUAUGUUUAAUUCAAACAUGCUACAUAUGCUAAUUACAACAGACCCAAUUAAAGGAAAUCAAUUUCAGAAUGCAGCUUGGAUAAUAAAUUAUGAUUUACCCAUAAAUUCAAUUUGUUAUUUAGAUAGAGUUGCUAAAUCUGCAGAGAAUUUAAAGGUUAUUAAUCUUAUUAAUGAAUUUGAUGACCUUAAUAAAUUGGCAAUCGAAACAUACAACAAAUCCUAUUUCAUUCAGAUGCCUUUGAACAUGAUAGAUUUGUUACAAUAUUAAACUUGUAUGAAAAUAUUAAUUUAUAAUGUCAAGUUAAACAGUUAAAAUAAUCAGU